UUCGCUGCUGCUCUUCUGCAUUGUCUUGAGCAUGUCGAGGAUCUUUGAGCUGAGCUCGAAAGUCUCCACGAACGCCCAAGUCUGGGUGGAUGUCAUAGCGGCCAUGUCUCACACAGCACCCCCUGAGUCCGCUGCCAUCUUAGCAGCCAGACGCCGAGAUCCAUCCAGCAUUCCCGAUGCCACUCUGUUCUCUACUCCCUGGCUGGUCCAUCGAUUUGCGAAAGCCGGAGUUUCGCCCCAUAUGUGCCUCCAGUGCCUUAUGGUUGGAACGUUAUCGUUGAAAGUCUUGGAACUACAAGUGGAGUAUGCCAGACGCCAUGGCUAUGACCUCUACACCUAUAUUGAUGACUCUGAGCUAAGUGACAAAACACACGAAGUUCAUUUUUGGAAGAUGAGAUCAACACAAUAUUUGAUAGAGAGUGGCACGACUGGGUGCGACUACAUUUUUUGGAUGGAUUCAGAUGCCAUUAUCAUGAACAUGUCCUUUUCUCUGGAAAAUCUCAUCCAUUGGGACGGAAUGGAAGACACUGACAUCGUGUUGGCGGCGGAUACUCUGGCCGCGAAUCUGGCUCAAAGUCUUUGGAAGUUCAGCCGAUUCACGCACCAGAUUUUGGAAGAUUCAUGGAACAUGGGCAGUUUUGCUCCUCUGGUAGAGACGGGGGCCUUUAAUGCAAUCCUCGGAGGAUGCCAGCCAGAAAACAGUCCAGAAGAAAAGGACGCUUGCUACAGACAUAUGGAUGUUGACUGGCACAAUCGCACAUUUGCACGGGAACAUUUCUAUCCAGGAGACAAUAGAAAAAUCAAAGAACUGGUGGUGAAUAAGAGCUUGCUGCCCCACAUAAAGUGGGUUCCCAAGCGUGCAAUCAAUUCCUACCCAUUUGGUUAUUUUGGAGGUCAAUACCGCUGGGGUGAUCCAGACUUUAUAGUGCACUGUCCCGGCGGCAAAGGGAAGUCCGUGUUUUUGCCGCAAUACAUCGAGCGGGGCCUGUUGAAUGCCGGCCUGCCCCCUGAUCCAGCGGCAGACGCCCGCAGAGAUCCCAGUGGUGUGCCAAACGCCACCAGCAGUACCAGGCCCAGGCUCACCCGAAGGGAGUCGACCCAACUGUUGAUUGACAAGACGGACUGUGAGUAUAUCUUCUGGUUGAGCGUCGAUGCAGUCAUCGUGGACAUCAACUUCAAAAUUGAGAGCUUGAUCAAGUGGCAAGGUGCCAGCGACACAGAUCUCGUAGUGGCCGGGAAUUAUGCUGUUGUGAGUUUGGUCACAGGCCUCUGGAAAUCCAGCAGCUUCAACAGCCUUUUGUUGAAAGAACUGUCGGAAAUCGAGCCGGGUAAUGAAGUCCAAUCAGCCACUGCAUCCAUGAGCGCCUUGCUGGGUGGAUGCACGGUCAGGAGCAGCGAAGAUGACAAGGAGAUCUGUCGGGCCAAAGUUAUUCAGCCGAAAAGGUCGCGUGAUCCCGCCAUUUUGCCUGCUAUCGAGGCGAUUCGGAAUGGAGAUGAUGCGGCUUUAGGGGAAAUGGUGGUGAACAAAAGCUUAUUGCCUCAUAUGAAGUGGGUUCCCACGCGGCUCAUUGGUGCGCGCCCAGAAGAACUCUUUGUUCGGAAUUUCGAUUGCAAAGAACUCUUUGUUCGGGGAGUUUUCCUGGUGUAUUGCAGUGGAAUCUUCGGAGGCAGAUACAUCCCCAAAAUCUUGCCGACAGCGCGGAUGGAAGCGGGUCUCGCACCCUGAGCCCAUGACAAAAUUUGGCGAGUGGUCUUGGGAAGCAGCUACAUAUGCUACAUCAAAAUCUUGCCGACACCGCCAGGUCUGCCCCGAGACUUGGCAAAUUGGGCGAUUUGGACGAUCUCGCGGCAUGCCUGGAAGUCAAACUUCAGCCAAGGAAACUGGACUUGGCCCCAGCACGUGCCGAGUGGCCAUUUUAGGAUAAAUCAGGACAUAGCAGGUCGGUAUCAUCUUAGAAUUACUUGAAGUGAGACUUUCCGGAAGAGAAAUCAAAAGACUUGUGCAUAUCCACAGCUACAGUGGAACUACUCUGGCUUGAAAGAGGCGCCGGCUGGAAUUGCAUCUGCAUUCUGGAAGCUUGACCCAGUUCUUUCAUGUAUUUUUUUUGUAGUCUGUGGUGAGAGUAGCCAAUGUGAGGACAUUUGCCAGACCUCAGCAAACCACUACAAUCCUUUGAGGAAGUUCAUCCCAUAUGCAGCAAGGAUCAACUGAAGGUGAGGCACAAAAAA
Messenger RNA from Cladocopium goreaui, 2229 nucleotides. NCBI's taxonomy places the organism in Eukaryota, Dinophyceae, Suessiales, Symbiodiniaceae. The record is from the annotation of a GenBank genome assembly.